Pteropus alecto (black flying fox) is the source of this 2165-nucleotide messenger RNA. It is a transcript of the gene GRB10, whose product is annotated as growth factor receptor bound protein 10. The record is from RefSeq and is a predicted model, not a curated record. Lineage: Eukaryota; Metazoa; Chordata; Mammalia; Chiroptera; Pteropodidae. The coding region runs from base 163 to 2133 and encodes 656 amino acids. Gene Ontology annotation, biological process: negative regulation of insulin receptor signaling pathway; insulin receptor signaling pathway; negative regulation of Wnt signaling pathway. Gene Ontology annotation, molecular function: insulin receptor binding. The transcript has 16 exons.
GAAUGUGCUUUGAGUGUGCGUGAAUGUCCUGCUUUCUCUUAAUCUGCAAGGUCUGCUAGAAAGAGGACUCUGCUUUGCAUAGUUUCACCUCCUAGUGCUGUGUAGGUUAGCUGUCCAAAACCUUAUUGCGUGGACGGUGAGCUGCUUUGAGCAUCAGUCCCUAUGAGUGAGAGUCCUUUUAUUGCCUGCAUGUGGCAGGUGGUUCGAACUCCUCACAGGUACGAGGCGACAGCGGAGAUGGGCAGUAGAAUGUCCAGUCCACCUGGCUGCAAACCAUUCCGGCCAGAUGAGAGUGAAGAACAGGCAUCAGAAUUGAUCCCUCGCAGCCAGGAGCAAGAAUGCGAAGACCACCGAGAUGCCGAAGCCCAGGACCAGGCGGAGCAGACCUCUGCUCACAGCCCAGGAAACCUGGCAUCAUCCAGCCCCCCAGCCCGGUCCGACCAGCGUGCCAGUCACCAAGAGGAUGACGUGGACCUGGAAGCUCUGAUGAAUGACAUGAACUCGUCCAUGGAGAGCUUAUUCCCAGCCAGCAGCAUGCAGUCGGACACAGUGCCCCUGCGUCAGAAUGGCCAGCACACCCACGGCCAGCCGCCACCCGCGGGGGCGAGGCCCCUCCAGCCACAAGCGUCCGGGCGGCAGAAGGUGCAGCGCUCCCAGCCCGUGCACAUCCUGGCCGCGAGGCGCCUGCAGGAACAAGACCAGCAGUUUAGAACCUCGUCUCUGCCGGCCAUCCCCAACCCUUUCCCAGAGCUGACUGGCACGAGGAGCCCCCCUGGGCUAGAGCCGAGCUCCUUGCCUCCCCCUCCCCCUCCUCCCCCUCCUCCUCCGAGCCAGGUCACCAUUGCGAAGCAGGAUGUUAAAGUCUUUAGUGAAGACGGGACGUGCAAAGUGGUGGAGAUCCCAGCAGACAUGACGGCCAGGGACCUGUGCCAGCUGCUGGUGUACAGGAGUCACUGUGUGGACGACAACAGCUGGACCCUGGUGGAGCACCAUCCGCACCUGGGACUAGAAAGGUGCUUGGAAGACCAUGAGCUGGUGGUCCAGGUGGAGAGCACCAUGGCCAGUGACAGUAAAUUUUUAUUCAGGAAGAAUUAUGCAAAAUAUGAGUUUUUCAAAAAUCCCAUGAAUUUCUUCCCAGAACAGAUGGUCACUUUGUGCCAGCAAUCGAACGGCAGCCAGACCCAGCUUUUGCAGACCUUCCUGAACACCAGCAGCUGCCCCGAAGUCCAGGGCUUCCUGCACGUGAAGGAGCUGGGCCGGAAGUCGUGGAAGAAGCUGUACAUGUGUCUGCGGAGGUCAGGCCUUUACUGCUCCACCAAGGGCUCCUCAAAGGAGCCCAGACACCUGCAGCUGCUGGCUGACCUGGAGGACUGCAGUGUCUUCUCCCUGAUUUGUGGCAAGAAGCAGUACAGCGCACCCACGGACUUCGGCCUCUGCCUUAAGCCCAACAAAGUCACACACGAGGCGAAGGGGCUGCGGCUGCUGUGUGCGGAGGACGAGCAAGGCCGUGCCUGCUGGCUGACCGCCUUCCGGCUGCUUAAGUACGGACCACUGCUGUACCAGAGCUUCCAGGUCCCCCAGCAGAGGAGGGCUGCACAUUCGUCCUUCUCCCCGGUGCGCAGUGUCUCUGAGAACUCCCUGGUGGCGAUGGACUUCUCUGGGCAAACAGGAAGAGUGAUCGAGAACCCGGCGGAAGCCCAGAGCGCCGCCCUGGAGGAGGGGCACGCCUGGAGGCAGAAGCGAAGCACACGGAUGAAUGCCCUGGGCAGCCAGAGCCCCCUGCAUCCUUCUAACCUCAGCACAGUGAUCCACCGCACCCAGCAGUGGUUUCACGGCAAGAUCUCCAGGGAGGAGUCCCACAGGAUCAUCAAGCAGCAAGGGCUGGUGGACGGGCUCUUCCUGCUCCGUGACAGCCAGAGCAACCCGAAGGCCUUCGUGCUCACACUGUGCCACCACCAGAAAGUCAAGAAUUUCCAGAUCCUGCCCUUUGAGGAGGACGGCCAGGUGUACUUCAGCCUGGACGACGGGAACACCCGCUUCUCCGACCUGAUCCAGCUCGUCGACUUCUACCAGCUGAACAAGGGCGUCCUGCCUUGCAAGCUCAAGCACCACUGCAUCCGCGUGGCCUUGUGACCUCAGAUCGCACCUCGGCUGAAGCCCAGAGG